Ectocarpus sp. CCAP 1310/34 is the source of this 2155-nucleotide messenger RNA. Lineage: Eukaryota; Phaeophyceae; Ectocarpales; Ectocarpaceae. The record is from the annotation of a GenBank genome assembly.
GUGUGUUCCGCUAGCACCCAGCUUUUAUCUCGCAACGAAAGCGACCCACCCCAGCGCCUGUAAUGGAGGACGAAAUUGGAAGCGAGGCUCCGGCAAACGGUCAAGUCGUUGCACAAAGUAAUGAAGAGUCGGCAGCGCCAUCGUUCAAGAAACCUGCGUUCAAGAGGCCAGCCUUCAAAAAGCGAGUUCCAGCUUCAAAAGGCGGCAUGCGCAGCAACAAGCGGUCGCGGGUAACGAAUGGUGAGGGCAAGGGUGCCGGCGGCAGCGGCAGCAGCAGCGAGGAUGACGUUGCCGUGGUGAAGGCGGACAAGAAGGGCAAGAAGGGGGUCAAUAACUUUUCGACGGGAGGGGGGAGCGGCGGCGCGGAGGCACGGGCGGCCGCAAGGGAGGCGUUGGCGAAGGAGACCAUGUCUUCCGGGAGCCUGUUCGACUCCUCCAGGACGGCGGUGCCGGUGAGCAACGCGGGAGGGGCGACGCACUACACCGAGAUCGACACGCAGGCCGAUAGGGACACCAGGGCUAUCCUAGAGAAAAACAUCCGCCUAAACGAGGAAGGAACGACAACUGACAAGGACGGGCUCUACCAUGGAAUGGCGGGGUACAAAAACCACAUCAAGAAAGACGAGGCUCAGAUCGGAGGCAACAAGCACACCGGGACCCAGGGACCGAUACGAGCGCCCACCUUCCUUCGAGCCACCUGCCGGUUCGACUACCAGCCUGACAUCUGCAAGGACUACAAAGAGACGGGGUUCUGCGGGUUCGGUGACAGCUGUAAGUUCUUGCACGAUCGAGCCGACUAUAAGUCUGGGUGGGCGAUGGAGCAGGAGUUCGAGGCUAAGGAGAAGAAGAGGAAGGAGAGGGAGGCGCUCGGGGAGUGGGCAGAGGAGGAGGACGAGGAGGAAUACUUGGUGGAGAGCGACGACGAUCUCCCUUUCGCGUGCCUGAUCUGCAGGCAGGGGUUCAUUGACCCGAUAGUCACAAAUUGCGGUCACUACUUCUGUGAGCGGUGCGCCCAGGAGCACUACAAAACCAACCCACGCUGCGCCGCUUGUGGAAAGCAGACCCAAGGCGUGUUCAAUGCGGCCAAGAAGCUGACCGAAAAGCUUCGCAAGAAGGGCAUGGUGACGAGAAAAGAGCAAGCCGGCGCAGCUGGCGGGGGUGCGGCAGCGGGUGCCCACGAGGGGGGGGGGGAUAGCGACUACGAGAUUCGCGAGGACGGGGUUCAGUUGACGGAAACGGACGUGGUGCGGCGAAAAACCGGGACGUGGGCCACGGUGACCACAGAAGAAGACGCGGUCGAGGGAGACGGGCAAAAGCAAGGCGAAGGUUAAAGCGUCUCUACAGAAUAGAUUUUUUGUAUUUUUUCAGAAAAUACGCAUGCUAUCACAGAAGGAGUGCCCGUUGGAGAUGUUUUGCCGAAAGGGGUGUGUUGAAGUCUUUGCAGUGAGCCGGCUUGGUUGUAGCAGGCGAGCUGGGAGGCCUGUUGGGGAUAGGUCUAUCACAUAGAAACGGAUGCACAGCAGUAACCACUGGGGGGUAUUAAGCUGAGCGCAGAUUUGAUCGUAGGGUAGUUGACGUCGCUUCGAGAAUUCUCGCGACCGGCAUGGGGGCUUGGGGUUGCGUAGAGUAUGCGGUUUAGUUGGUCCGGUCGAGAGUAACACCCAUUGCAGAACGUGAAACACCGCUGUGCUGUUUGAGAACGUUUUUGGCUGUUGUCGUAAAGUGAAAGAUUUCGGUAAACCGAGGCAUGGGCUCGCGUGUUGAAUGGUGUUUCGGCUGCUUGGUUCGCCCGGGCGGACACGUUGGCAAGUUAUCAGUUUGGGUGUGUCGUGGGGUUGGAUUGCUUCCGUAAUCUAGUCGCUCGAUUCGAUCUGGUUCUUUUGCGAGCGACAUCAGAUGGCGCGUUGUCGGCCUGCUGGUGCUGUUCCCGUAGCGUUACGCAUGCACCUGCUCUCUACCUUUGGUUGGCACAUGAUGCUGUGCUCGUCUACUGCUGCUAGGCCUGGAGAUGUCGGGAACGUCUGACAAAAUUUUCCGGUAAAUAUCAGUCCCUUUGCGCAUGACGCUGCUUUGACGGGACAAACGAAGAUCAAGUUUCGUGUGCCGUUGAUGACCACCUUACGGGCUGCCGAUGCCGACGUGUUGACUCCCUGGC